CUGCCUCCCGAGUGCUGGGAUUAAAGGCGUGCGCCACCACCGCCCGGCGAUAGUAUUUUCUUGUAAACCAAAAUAGCCAAGACAGCACUAACCAACAGAACCACACCCACUCUACAGAUCGCCUGUCCUCCCCUGAAGAUCUCUUAACCGCCUGGCCCUGGGAUGGCUGGGUCAGGUCCACAUACUGAUUUGUUCAGCUAAAUUCUGUGGAAAGCCAGGUACCUGCUGGAACUAAGGGGUGAGAUGGCCUCCAUCCUGCGAAGCCCUCAGGCUCUCCAGCUCACGCUAGCCCUGAUCAAGCCUGAUGCGGUUGCCCACCCGCUGAUUCUGGAGGCUGUACAUGAGCAGAUUCUGAGCAACAAGUUCCUCAUUGUGCGGACGCGAGAACUACAGUGGAGAAAGGAAGACUGCCGCAGGUUCUACCGAGAGCACGAAGGGCGUUUUUUCUAUCAGCGGCUGGUGGAGUUCAUGGCCAGUGGGCCAAUCCGAGCCUACAUCCUUGCCCACAAAGAUGCCAUCCAGCUUUGGAGGACACUGAUGGGGCCCACCAGAGUAUUUCGAGCACGCCACAUGGCUCCGGAUUCAAUUCGUGGGAGUUUGGGCCUCACUGACACCCGAAACACUACCCAUGGCUCAGACUCUGUGGUUUCCGCCAGCAGAGAGAUCGCAGCUUUCUUCCCCGACUUCAGUGAACAGCGCUGGUAUGAAGAGGAGGAGCCCCAGCUGCGCUGUGGUCCUGUGCGGUACAGUCCAGAGGAAGGGAUCCACUGUGCGCUGGGACGGGAGACCCUGAACCAGCCUAGUAAAGUCCUGUCAGUCCCUGAGGGGAAUCGUGGGCUGAAAACACUGUCUCUGUUGGACCCCAUCACCUGUCCAAAGACCUAGCAUAUCACUGCUCAGCUUCUGCAAUCUAGUUCUCGCUACCUCUUCUAUGGACCAUUCACGGGUAUUUAGGAAGGUCGGUGACUCCUCUUUUGUGUGUGUGUGUGUGUGUGUGUGUGUGUGUGUGUGUGUGU
This is a messenger RNA of Myodes glareolus (Bank vole), 1016 nucleotides long. RefSeq names its product NME/NM23 nucleoside diphosphate kinase 6 (gene Nme6). Gene Ontology annotation, biological process: GTP biosynthetic process; CTP biosynthetic process; negative regulation of cell growth. Gene Ontology annotation, molecular function: nucleoside diphosphate kinase activity. Gene Ontology annotation, cellular component: mitochondrion. NCBI's taxonomy places the organism in Eukaryota, Metazoa, Chordata, Mammalia, Rodentia, Cricetidae. The record is from RefSeq and is a predicted model, not a curated record.